Ostrinia nubilalis (European corn borer) is the source of this 1245-nucleotide messenger RNA. RefSeq names its product probable phosphoserine aminotransferase (gene Psat1). The transcript is spliced from 8 exons. Gene Ontology annotation, molecular function: pyridoxal phosphate binding; O-phospho-L-serine:2-oxoglutarate transaminase activity. Gene Ontology annotation, cellular component: cytoplasm. Gene Ontology annotation, biological process: L-serine biosynthetic process. NCBI's taxonomy places the organism in Eukaryota, Metazoa, Arthropoda, Insecta, Lepidoptera, Crambidae. The coding region runs from base 126 to 1223 and encodes 365 amino acids. The record is from RefSeq and is a predicted model, not a curated record.
AACCUGUAAUCGAAAACACUCAGUCGCCAAGCGUUGAGGAGAGGCACGACAAUCAGUAACGUUUUGUAACUCGCGGGGACAGCUUGUGUUCUGUUAUCAUUUCGAAAAUUUUGAGGCGAAUAAUCAUGCCGAAAGUUCACAACUUUGGUGCUGGCCCAGCCAAACUGCCUGAAGAAGUUUAUGAAAUUAUGAGAAACGAACUGACGAACUUCGAAGGAUCAGGCAUAAGUUUAUUAGAGACAAGUCACAGAACUCCGAAGUAUAUGAAUCUGAAUAACGAAAUUCAAGAUGUAGUAAGACGGUUGUUAGAUGUCCCAGCAAAUUACAAAAUCUUGUUCCUUGCUGGAGGUGGUCAAGGCCAGUUUGCAGCUGUGCCUCUCAACCUGAUCUCCAGAACUGGGACCGCAGACUACGUUGUCACUGGUGCUUGGUCAGCGAAAGCGGCAAAAGAAGCCAAGAAAUACGGCAAAGUGAACAUGGUUAUUCCCCCCACGGACAAAUAUGUGGAUAUUCCACACCAAUCCACCUGGAACCUCGACCCCAACGCUUCUUAUGUCCACAUCUGCACCAACGAAACUAUUCAUGGAGUCGAAUUUGACUUCAUCCCAGACACAAAAGGAGUGCCAUUGGUAGCCGAUAUGUCAUCCAACUUCAUGUCGAAGAAGGUUGACGUCUCCAAGUUUGGCGUAAUUUACGGUGGAGCGCAAAAGAACAUUGGUACAUCAGGAGUUGCUCUGGUCAUAGUCAGGGAAGAUCUUCUAAACCAGGCUCUCCCGAUUUGUCCUUCAAUUCUGGACUGGACAGUAAACCACAAAAACAACUCCAUUUUGAACACACCACCUAUGUUUGCCAUCUACAUAAUGGGGCGUGUCCUCCAAUGGAUUGAGAAGAACGGUGGUCUCGACGAGAUGGCUACUCGAGCCACGAAGAAAGCCUCUCUAAUCUAUGGCAUUAUCGAGGAAUCCAAUGGUUUCUACUACGCGCCGGUAGCCAAGAAUGUCAGGAGUAAAAUGAACAUUCCGUUCAGAAUCGGAUCUGCUGAAGGGAACGAUGCGUUGGAGAAGGAAUUCCUGAAAGGAGCUGAGGAGUUGGGACUGAUCCAACUGAAGGGUCACAGAGAUGUCGGCGGAAUCCGUGCUUCCACCUACAACGCGGUCACAUUAGAAGAAGUACAAACGUUGGCCAAAUACAUGAAAGACUUUUAUACUAAGCAUUCUAAGUAAACGUAUUUAUUUAGAUUUGUUA